Molecule: messenger RNA, 3224 nt
Organism: Salarias fasciatus (jewelled blenny)
Lineage: Eukaryota; Metazoa; Chordata; Actinopteri; Blenniiformes; Blenniidae
Gene: nudt4b
Product: nudix (nucleoside diphosphate linked moiety X)-type motif 4b
Exons: 5
Coding region: 383-946 (187 amino acids)
Biological process (GO): adenosine 5'-(hexahydrogen pentaphosphate) catabolic process; diadenosine hexaphosphate catabolic process; diphosphoinositol polyphosphate metabolic process
Cellular component (GO): nucleus; cytoplasm
Molecular function (GO): endopolyphosphatase activity; bis(5'-adenosyl)-hexaphosphatase activity; bis(5'-adenosyl)-pentaphosphatase activity
Source: RefSeq, a predicted model, not a curated record
UCCAGAGGAGGGCUGCGCUGUGUAGGCUGCUGCUGGACACAUAAAUCUCCCCCGGCGGGACUCACUCUCACUCAUACUGCUCACUGGAGACCGCUCGCAUCAUCUGGACGUCGUCCUCCUGAAAUCACGGUGUUUUGUUUCUUCAAGCGGAGCGUCGGACCGGGACAGUCCAGCGGGAUUUCUCCCCCCCCCCCCCCCAUCCGCCGCCGCCUCCUCCCCGGUCCCUCCUCUCAUGACUGACCGCCUCGGACCACGGAUGCAGCGAGCGGCAGCGAUGCGGCGGCUCCGCUGUUAAAACCUCCCGUCCCGUGUGCGCUGUCUCGAUUCACCACCCGGUUGGUUUUUAUUAUUUCCCCCCGAAGGAGGCACGCCAAAAUCCAGAAUGAAGCUGAAGCCGAACCAGACGAGGACGUACGACGGAGAGGGCUUCAAGAAAAGAGCGGCAUGUCUGUGCUUCAAGAACGAGCGAGAAGAGGAGGUCCUGCUGGUCAGCAGCAGUCGGCACCCGGACCAGUGGAUCGUCCCCGGAGGAGGGAUGGAGCCCGAAGAGGAGCCGUGCGGCGCCGCCAUACGGGAAGUGUUCGAGGAGGCCGGUGUGAAGGGCAAGCUGGGACGUCUGCUCGGUGUUUUUGAGCAAAACCAGGAUCGGAAGAACCGGACGUACGUGUAUGUGCUGACCGUCACGGAGACCCUGGAGGCCUGGGAGGACUCGGUCAGCAUCGGCCGGAAGCGGGAGUGGUUCACCGUGGACGAGGCCAUCAAGGUGCUGCAGAGCCACAAGCCCGUCCACGCCGAGUACCUGCGGCGGCUGCAGCUCAGCUGCUCGCCCACCAACGGCAACUCCAUCCUGCCGAGCCCACCGCCCAACGACAACUACCCCCACUACAGCGCCACCGCCACCACCGCGCCGUCGCCGGGCGGCGUGCUGGGCUCGUCCCGGAGAUAGGACUGCACCCCGAGCCUCGCCUGUACAGUCUCAUGCAUGAAUCCUAAAGACUCUCACGAGCCUUCGUAUGUAAAAAGUCUAAUCUGAGCUGCAGGACAGACCAAAGCCUUGGCCAGGCUGAGCGGGACGAGCCGGCGGCGCUCGCCACCGAAGCUGCUGAUCCACACACACCUUCUUUCUUUUUUGCCGACGAAACGUGGGAGGAGGAAGCUGCAGAGAAGGAACGCCUUACAGGAACUCUGAAUGUUUUAUUUCACUCUGUCUGUGCCGAAGCGAGCUGCCGACAGAACGCCGGUGCGAGGAGCGUCUUCAGCCUCGACAUGUCUCCACAAUCUUGUCUCAAGUUUUAGAUAAAGCAGGAUCUUCUGAUUAUUUCUCUAAAAUAACAGAUCUCACCUGACGACGUCCCGUAGUUAAACUUCAGCCAGUCCCUGAAAAAAAAAUUAAAGAGUAAAAGCUGCGUAACUUUUGCCAGUCAAAGUAUUUUAACGGUGCAGAGUUCCUCCAGCUCCGCUCAUGUCAGGAAAACUCAAAGUUUCACUCUUAAAUGAGGUCGACUGUGUGAUUCUGGGCUUUCAAAACUAUAAUGAUCAUCACUUGGGUGAAUAAACGGUGGAAAAGUUUGGGGACAUUUCCCUUCUGUCUGUAAAGCAUCCAUGUUUCCGAGGACUGAAAUCCAAAGAGCCGAAGAAAACAGCCUCCUCGCUGCUGCGACCGCCGAAUGACCACCAGGAAAACCACACGUUUGUACAUAUCUCGGAGGAGAACAAUGUUUUUAACCUGAAUGAACCUGUACAUUUUCUCUUAAUAUUUUCUAUGUUUUUUAAAACGGUGUACAUAUAGCAGGGGUUGGGGGGGGGGGGGGAUAAAAGAAGAAACCCAGCGCGGGAUGUCUGUACGGCGUGACAAAGUGCCACGUUCAGGGGAUGUUUAGCUCGUCUGUUGCCGCGGCGACGGAGACUCACGUUUCAGAUUUUAAAACGACUGACAGCGCAGAAUGAACGUAGGGUAGCCGGUAACCUGAAACCUUAAACUGACGGCUGACAAGAAAAUGGUUAAAAAAAAAUCUUUUUUUUAAAAAAAAAAAAACUAAAUAUACACAGCUUUUUUUUUUUUUUUUUUGCUAACACACUUGUGUUUGUUAUGGCUAACUGGGCACACAAGUAUUGAGAAUUUAAAAAAACAAUGAGUUUUCUAAAGACAAAGCAUUUUGGAGAAAAAAAAUGAAGUUUUAGAAAGUAGUAAAGAUUAGUGUCAUGUUUUUGGAAGUAUUAAAGGUUUAGUUUCCUACACACUUUAUUGGAAUUAAAAGAUAUUUCACCUUUACAGUGUCACACACCUGCAGUAUCGGGAAAACUGAUCAGACGAUUCAGCGAUCGUAAACGUUUGGCCUUCGGCCUUGUGUGACUGAUGUGUGUGUCAGAGAGAGAUACACUUCAAUGUGCCAAAUGUUCAAGUGCUUGUGUUCAGAUGGGAAGUAUGUGCAGAUUUAAAUGUCCACCACGUUGUGAAAAAUGACCGUAAACGUUGAUUCUGUCUGUUGACGUUUUUCCAGAGUAUAAAUGGAGGAAAGUGUGUGUUUUUGGUUUUUUAAGACAUUGGCUGCAUCCUCUUCUGCCUAAAGAAUUCAGUGGUUCCCAACCGCUUUCUGUUGGAGAUCGAGACGCUGGAACGGUGGUGUCAAACAUGAGGCCCGUGGGCCAAAACCGGUCCACCAAGCAAAUGGUCAAAAUUUCAGUUAAAAAAAAAAAAAAAAAAAAAAUUAAACUAGCCUCAAAGGUGAGUUUGUAAUUUUUGGGACGAUUCACUUUAUUUUGCAUCAUUGAAAUUUUGUGAAAUUAACAUUUUCAUCACGUUCUGCACCAAAACAAAGAAAAUGUGUGAAUUACAAGGUUAUUAUAGCUCUAUUUUGCCAGUCAAGAUGAAACUGAGCUGAGCUAAAACGUUUGACACUCCUGCUCUAUAAAAUCCUACUUUGGCUUCCCGUAACUUGAGCAGACCUGAGUUCGAACAUUUCGCUCUCCACGUCGGGAACCACUGACCUAAAUCACAGACCGGACCAGAAACGCGACUGAAAUCUGUUAAGAUCCCGACGGGCGACAGCAUGAGAUCCGUGGGGUGAAAGGAAACACCUUAAAUCCUCGUCCUGAGACGGUUUGAUGCACAGCUGUUUUCCAACUCUAAAGUUUUGUCACCAUCUAAUGUCAGGCACAACACGGUUUAAUGUGACAGGGAUUUGAAGAACUGGAUGUAGAGAGAUUGUUUUGUUUUUUUUUGU